This is a messenger RNA of Lotus japonicus, 1300 nucleotides long. RefSeq lists its product as uncharacterized. The record is from RefSeq and is a predicted model, not a curated record. NCBI's taxonomy places the organism in Eukaryota, Viridiplantae, Streptophyta, Magnoliopsida, Fabales, Fabaceae. The coding region runs from base 74 to 988 and encodes 304 amino acids. The transcript is spliced from 2 exons.
GCAGCCCAACCCAAUUUCUUCAUCUUUUCUCUGAAGAUCAUCACAUUUGCGUUUCUUUCCUUCUUCCUGAGUUAUGGCACUCCUCUUCCGUCGCCUUAGAAAUAUCAUCCCUCUCUCAAACCCUACUGCUUCCCUUUCUCUGCUCCACCACCGCCUCUCAUCCACCUCCAACUCCGGCGCCGGCGACCACCCCAACACUAACCAUCCCUUCCUCUGCUCUCUGAGAAACCCUUCUCUCCCUCUGCUCCACCACCACUACCGCCUCUUUUCCAGCGACGACCCCAACUCCAACCACCCCUUCCCUUCCCUUCUCAGAGAACUCAGGGAAGCUGUGAAAUCACUCUCAGUAAGUGAGUCACCAUUCAUCUCCAACUUCCACUCCAUCUUACCCCCCCUCCCUUUCCCAGCCAUUGAAACCACCCCCUUCCUCCCUUCCAAAAAAGCUGACCAAGACGUGCUGCUCAACCCAACCUCCUCCACAUUCUCCAUUGAUGACAAGCUUCAACGCUUGAAGGCAAGUGUUUUGACCUUGAAGCAGAAGCAGGAGACUAAUUUUCAGCGCCUAUCCGAGUUGUUCGAGUCCAAAAGUGCUUCCGGCCAAGAGACCCUUGAGAUUACCGGCGAGAUUCUCACAAGCCGCGGCCGCCGCGAGACCAUCUGGACGAAACCAUCAGUGAACGAGAUUGAUGUGUUAAUUACAAAGAUGACGAGGGACAAUGAGAAGACAGUGGAGAUUAUGGAGUUGGCAGAAAAGUUGACAAACUCCACACUAACUUCCCUAUAUCAGAUUUUCCAAAACUUGAAUGAGAUAAGGAAAGAUUUGCAGGAUGAUGAGGUCUGGAAUGAAUUAAAGGAGGGGCUGGUGAGGGUUCAGGAGAUGGAGCUCAAAAAUUUUAAGCUGUUAGCUGAGGAUAGCAACCUCCAACUAGAUUUCUUCAGACAGCGCAUCACCGACCUCUUUAUGAUGCGCGACAACCAGAAAGGGUGAAAUGGCUGGCUCAGUCGUCUCACCGGUUUUUGAGGCAUGGGUCGUGAAUGAUGGAUUGAAAGAGGAAACGAAAUGAAGUAUUCAAGCUGCUGCUGUAUUUUGGAAGGAGCUCUCAGCAGAGUAUUUGUCUUACUCUAGUCUAGUGUGUCCAUAUUUGUAGGUAGUUAUUGGUUAACUUAGAUGAACUUGGUUUGCACAUGGUAAUUUAACAAAGAAAUGUUCUCUUACUGGGGUUCUGUAUUGUUGCACGAUCGAUUAAUUGAGUUUGAGUAUUAUAUAUUUAUAUUAUCAAUUAGAUAAGUUCCUUGUCUA